Messenger RNA from Hyla sarda, 6658 nucleotides. Its product is annotated as myosin-3. NCBI's taxonomy places the organism in Eukaryota, Metazoa, Chordata, Amphibia, Anura, Hylidae. Gene Ontology annotation, molecular function: actin filament binding; ATP binding; cytoskeletal motor activity. Gene Ontology annotation, cellular component: myosin complex. The record is from RefSeq and is a predicted model, not a curated record. The transcript is spliced from 41 exons. The coding region runs from base 432 to 6254 and encodes 1940 amino acids.
AUGUACAGAUCCCCAGAACAUCAGACAUCACUGUGCACAGAUCUCCAGAACCUCAGACGUCACUGUGCACAGAUAUCCAGAACCUCAGACAUCACUGUGCACAGAUCUCCAGAACAUCAGACGUCACUGUGCACAGUAUGUUUUUCAUCAGUGUCACCUGCACCAUAACCCUGUACCAACAGGUUAGCGCAGCAGAUACUGAUGACAGAGUCCUAAAUCCCUGGUAUCCACAAGUGGAGUCUCUCGAGGAUCUGACCUCUGCGCUAUCUUCUCUUGGCAUAAAGGUUGAGCAGCAGGAUGGCAUAUAUCAUGGACAAUGCCUGGCACCUGGGAUCAACGUUUAGUUUUCAAGACUUCUUGCCAACCAGAGGCCGGACGCCAGAUCUCCAUUGCUCUUUUUCAGGUGUUGGCUGAACUGAAUAGCUGCAGCCAUGAGUAGUGACCAAGAGAUGGCGGUGUAUGGCGUGGCCGCGCCUUAUCUCAGGAAGCCUGAAAAGGAAAGGAUCGAGGCCCAGAAUCAGCCCUUCGAUGCUAAAACCUACUGCUUUGUUACCGACACCACCAUCGAGUAUACCAAAGGGAAGAUCAAGAGCCAAGAUGGGGCGAAAACAACAGUGGAAACGGAGGAUGGGAAGACUGUAACAGUGAAACCUGAGAACGUCUUUCCAAUGAAUCCUCCCAAGUUCGAUAAAAUUGAAGAUAUGGCGAUGCUAACCCAUUUGCACGAGCCUGCUGUCCUGUAUAACCUCAAGGACCGCUACAAGGCCUGGAUGAUCUAUACAUAUUCGGGUCUGUUCUGUGUCACCGUGAACCCCUACAAGUGGCUGCCCGUGUACAACCCUGAGGUGGUGAACGCCUACCGGGGCAAGAAGCGCCAGGAGGCCCCACCCCACAUCUUCUCCAUCUCUGAUAACGCCUAUCAGUUCAUGCUGACUGAUCGUGAAAACCAGUCUAUCCUGAUCACUGGAGAAUCCGGUGCCGGGAAGACCGUGAACACCAAACGUGUCAUCCAGUACUUUGCAACAAUUGCAGCGGUCGGUGACAUGAAGAAGAAAGGGUCACCAGGCGGGAUGAAGGGAACCCUGGAGGAUCAAAUCAUUCAGGCCAAUCCCCUCCUAGAAGCCUUCGGCAACGCCAAGACCAUCAGGAACGACAACUCCUCCCGAUUUGGGAAAUUUAUCCGUAUCCACUUCGGCACCACAGGGAAGCUGGCCUCAGCGGAUAUCGAGACGUACCUGUUGGAGAAGUCCAGAGUGACCUUCCAGCUCCCGGCAGAACGAAGUUACCACAUCUUCUACCAGAUCAUGUCCAACAAGAGGCCCGAGCUCAUCGACAUGCUGUUGAUCACAACAAAUCCAUAUGAUUUUCCGAACGUCAGCCAGGGGGAGAUUACGGUGGCCAGUAUCGACGACACUGAGGAGCUGAUGGCUACGGAUAGCGCCAUCGAUAUCCUGGGCUUCUCGCCUGAAGAGAAAGUCGGCAUAUACAAGUUGACAGGCGCGGUUAUGCAUCAUGGAAUCCUGAAGUUCAAGCAAAGGCCAAGAGAGGAGCAAGCGGAGCCGGAUGGGACGGAAGUUGCUGAUAAAAUAGCCUACCUGACCGGCCUGAACUCCGCAGACUUACUGAAAGGUCUCUGCUACCCCAGGGUCAAAGUGGGCAACGAGUAUGUGACCAAGGGCCAAACCGUGGAGCAGGUGCACCAAAACGUCAAUGCUCUAUGCAAGUCUAUGUACGAGAAGCUUUUCUUUUGGAUGGUGGCUCGAAUCAAUGAGCAGCUCGACACCAAACUGCCCCGGCAGCAUUUCAUCGGGGUCCUCGACAUCGCUGGGUUUGAAAUCUUUGAGUUCAACAGCUUAGAGCAGCUCUGUAUAAAUUUCACCAAUGAGAAACUGCAACAGUUCUUCAACCAUCACAUGUUCGUCCUGGAGCAAGAGGAGUACAAGAAGGAAGGAAUCGAGUGGACAUUCAUCGACUUCGGAAUGGACCUGGCUGCCUGCAUUGAGCUUAUUGAGAAGCCAAUGGGUAUCUUCUCCAUCCUUGAGGAGGAGUGCAUGUUUCCCAAGGCGACAGACACUUCCUUUAAGAAUAAGCUUUAUGACCAGCAUCUUGGCAAGUCCAGCAACUUCCAGAAGCCAAAGCCGACCAAAGGCAAAGCGGAGGCUCACUUCUCCCUCAUGCACUAUGCUGGGACUGUGGACUACAACAUCAAGGGUUGGCUGGAAAAGAAUAAGGACCCCCUGAACGAGACGGUGGUGGGACUGUACCAGAAAUCCUCCAUGAAAAUCCUGGCCAACCUCUAUGCCACUUACGCCGCAACGGACGCUGAAGGUGCAACCAAGAAGGGGGCGAAGAAGAAGGGAUCCUCCUUCCAGACCGUGUCUGCGCUUUUCAGGGAGAACCUGAACAAGUUGAUGUCCAACCUGCGGACCACUCACCCCCACUUUGUGCGAUGCAUUAUCCCCAACGAGACCAAGACCCCAGGGGACAUGGACCACCAUCUGGUCCUGCAUCAGCUGAGGUGUAAUGGUGUCCUGGAGGGGAUCCGCAUCUGCAGGAAAGGAUUUCCAAACAGGAUCCAAUAUGCAGACUUCAAGCAAAGAUAUCGCAUCCUGAACGCCAGCGCCAUCCCUGAGGGACAAUUCAUUGACAGCAAGAAGGCCUGUGAGAAGCUCCUGGGCUCCAUUGACAUUGAUCACACUCAAUAUAAGUUUGGGCACACCAAGGUGUUUUUUAAGGCCGGGCUCCUGGGGACCCUGGAGGAGAUGAGGGACGACCGGCUGGCCCUGAUCAUCACCCGCACACAGGCCCGAUGCCGCGGACACCUGAUGAGGAUGGAGUACAAAAAGAUGAUAGAAAGGAGGGAAGCCAUCUUCAGCAUUCAGUACAACAUCCGUGCAUUCAUGAACGUCAAACACUGGCCAUGGAUGAAGCUUUACUUCAAGAUCAAGCCCCUCCUCCGCAGCGCGGAGACCGAGAAGGAAAUGGCCGCCAUGAAGGAGGAAUUCGCUAAAACCAAGGAGAAUCUGGCAAAGUCAGAGGCCAAGAGGAAGGAGCUGGAGGAGAAGAUGGUGAAACUCCUCCAGGAAAAGAACGACCUGCAGCUGCAAGUCCAGUCUGAGUCAGAGAACUUGACAGAUGCAGAGGAGAGGUGCGAUCAGCUGAUCAAGAGUAAGAUCCAACUGGAGGCCAAGAUCAAAGAGCUGAACGAGAGGCUGGAGGACGAGGAAGAGUCCAACGCUGAGCUGACCGCCAAGAAGAGGAAACUGGAGGACGAGUGCUCCGAGCUGAAGAAGGACAUCGACGACCUGGAGCUGACUCUGGCCAAGGUGGAGAAGGAGAAGCACGCCACCGAGAACAAGGUUAAAAACCUGACAGAAGAAAUGGCCGCUCUGGACGAGACCAUCGUAAAGCUGACCAAAGAGAAGAAGGCCCUGCAGGAGGCGCACCAGCAGACUCUGGAUGACCUGCAGGCUGAGGAGGACAAGGUCAACGCCCUGACCAAGCUGAAGACCAAGCUGGAGCAACAGAUUGAUGAUUUACAAGGUUCGCUGGAGCAGGAGAAGAAACUCCGUAUGGACAAUGAGCGCGGCAGGAGGAAGCUUGAGGGGGACCUGAAAAUGGCGCAGGACUCCAUCAUGGACCUGGAAAAUGACAGACAGCAGCUGGACGAGAGGCUGAAGAAGAAAGACUUUGAGAUCAGUCAGCUGCUCAGUAGGGUGGAAGAUGAACAAGUCUUGGGGAACCAACUUCAGAAGAAGAUUAAGGAGCUUCAGGCCCGCAUCGAAGAACUGGAGGAAGAGAUUGAAUCUGAGCGGGCGACUCGGGCGAAGGCUGAAAAGCAGAGAGCGGACCUGUCCCGGGAGCUGGAGGAGAUCAGUGAGAGGCUGGAGGAGGCCGGGGGGGCCACCAGCUCGCAGAUCGAGGUCAACAAGAAGAGAGAGGCCGAAUUCCAGAAGAUGCGCAGAGACCUGGAGGAGAUUUCCCUGCAGCAUGAAGCCACGGUGGCCGCUCUGCGCAAGAAGCAUGCUGACAGCGGCGCCGAAUACAGCGAGCAGAUCGACAGCCUGCAGAGGGUGAAGCAGAAGCUGGAAAAGGAGAAGAGCGAGAUGAGGAUGGAGAUCGAUGACCUUAACAGCAACCUGGAGUCCAUGACCAAGGCUAAGGUGAACUUAGAGAAGAUCUGCCGCACCCUAGAAGACCAUCUGAGCGAGUUCAAGUCCAAGACUGAGGAGAACCAGCGGAACGUGGCGGAUCUCACUAUGCAGAAAGCUCGUCUCCAGACCGAAUCAGGUGAGCUGGCCCGACAGCUGGAGGAAAGGGAGUCUCUGCUGUCCCAGCUGUCCAGAUCUAAACAGGCUUUCACCCAGCAGAUUGAGGAGCUGAGGAGAAGCCUGGAGGAAGAAGUGAAGGCCAAAAAUGCCUUGGCUCACGGCUUGCAGUCUUCUCGUCAUGAUUGUGACCUCCUGAGGGAACAAUAUGAGGAGGAGCAGGAGGCCAAGUCUGAGCUACAGAGAGCUCUGUCCAAAGCCAACGGUGAAGUGGCCCAAUGGAGGACGAAAUACGAGACUGAUGCCAUUCAGCGCACAGAGGAACUGGAAGAAGCCAAGAAAAAGUUGGCACAGCGCCUCCAAGAGGCUGAGGAGCACAUUGAGGCUGUGAAUUCUAAGUGCGCCUCCCUGGAGAAGACCAAGCAAAGGCUUCUUGGAGAGGUGGAAGACUUAAUGAUUGAUGUGGAGAGGGCCAACUCUCUGGCCGCUGCUCUGGACAAGAAGCAAAGGAACUUUGACAAGGUCCUAGCUGAGUGGCGCCAGAAAUAUGAGGAAACUCAGUCUGAACUCGAGUCUUCUCUAAAAGAAUCGAGAUCUCUGAGUACAGAACUCUUCAAAAUGAAGAAUGCCUACGAGGAGACCCUGGACCAGCUGGAGACCAUAAAGAGAGAGAACAAGAACCUGCAGCAGGAGAUCUCCGACCUCACUGAACAGGUGGCUCUGGGCACUAAGACCAUCCAUGAGCUGGAGAAGGCCAAGAAGCAGGUGGAGAUGGAGAAGAGUGAGAUGCAGUCAUCACUAGAGGAAGCAGAGGCGGCCCUGGAACAUGAAGAGGCAAAGAUCCUCCGGAUCCAGCUUGAGUUGACUCAGGUGAAGGCGGACAUCGAGCGCAGAGUGGCCGAGAAAGAUGAGGAGAUUGACCAGAUGAAGAGAAACUACCAGAGGACAAUGGAGACCAUGCAGACCGCCCUGGACUCGGAGAUGAGAAGCAGGAAUGAGGCCAUCAGACUUAAAAAGAAGAUGGAGGGCGACCUCAACGAGAUGGAGAUACAGCUCAGUCAUGCGAACCGCGUUGCGGCAGAGGCCCAGAAAUACCUGCGGAACAUACAAGGGCAGCUGAAGGAUACUCAGAUACACCUGGAUGACGCCAUCCGCAGCCAGGAAGAACUCAAGGAGCAGCUGGCCAUCGUGGAACGUAGAAGUAACCUACUGCUGGCCGAGAUUGAGGAGCUGAGGGCCUCCCUCGAACAGACCGAGAGGUCCAGAAAGGUGGCUGAGCAAGAGCUCCUGGACGCCACCGAGCGAGUACAGCUGCUGCACACUCAGAACACAAGUCUCAUCAACACCAAGAAGAAGCUGGAGAGCGAUGUCUCCCAACUACAAGGAGAGAUCGAGGACACGACCAAGGAGGCAAGGAAUGCCGAGGAGAAAGCAAAGAAAGCCAUUACUGAUGCGGCCAUGAUGGCCGAGGAACUGAAGAAAGAGCAGGACACCAGCGCUCACCUCGAGAGGAUGAAGAAGAAUCUGGAUCAGACUGUGAAGGAUCUACAGCUACGUCUGGAGGAAGCGGAACAACUGGCUCUAAAGGGGGGAAAGAAACAGGUUCAGAAGCUUGAGGCUAGGGUUAGAGAGCUGGAGUCGGAGCUGGAUAUGGAGCAGAAGAGAAAUGCGGAUGUUAUUAAGGGCCUGAGGAAAUAUGAGCGGCGGGUGAAGGAGUUGUCCUUCCAGGCUGAGGAGGACAGGAAGAACAACCUGAGGCUCCAGGAUCUGGUGGACAAACUGCAGCUGAAGGUGAAGUCCUACAAGAGGAUAACCGAGGAGGCGGAAGAACAUUCGAAUGUCCACAUGUCUAAGUGCAGGAGGGUUCAGCACGAGCUGGAGGAGGCCGAGGAGCGGGCGGACAUCGCAGAGUCCCAAGUCAACAAGCUGAGGCUGAAGACCCGGGAGACCAUCUCCACCAAGACAUUUCUGACCACUCAGGAAUAAUCCGGCAGAGAUGAAGAUGGCGGCGGUGGCGGCGCGGUGCACAUAAUGUGUAAUUACCCCAGAAGACGGUGACUACAUGCAGGACCAGUGUAUAUUAAUGGCAGUGCCUAGGUGCGGGUGGAUGGGCGUCAGCCUCAGUAUUGAGCUGUAGUAUGGUGGUGGCGGCUGCGGAGGGCGCUCGCUCAUCAGUCACUACCCUACUGCUAAUCCACAUCCUGCCGAGCCAAUGUGGUGCCCGUGCCGAUUCGGCAAAAAGAAAUGGAUCAAUAAUGUCGUAUUGCAAAAAUUCUGGAGGAAUUACAAGUUAAGUGAAGCAGAAUGGAAGGAGGGGGUGCUGUUCAGCAGACUAGGGGGAAGGGGCACUGUUAAGCAGCAUGGAAUGAGGGGCGCUGUUCAACAGACUA